Molecule: messenger RNA, 1223 nt
Organism: Arabidopsis arenosa
Lineage: Eukaryota; Viridiplantae; Streptophyta; Magnoliopsida; Brassicales; Brassicaceae
Source: the annotation of a GenBank genome assembly
CACCAAACAUCACACUUCUCAUAAGAAAAAUACACAAACAUCAAUCAGAUUUAUAAAUAUUUAAAAACAAGAUCAGCAAGAUGCCUGCAAUGUUAACAGAUGUGUUUAGAGGCCAUCCCAUUCACCUCCCACACUCUCACCAACCUGACUUCACUUCCCUCCGUGAGCUCCCGGAUUCUUACAAGUGGACCCCUAAAGACGAUCUCCUCUUCGCCGCUGCUCCUUCUCCUCCGGCCACCGGUGAAAACAUCCCUCUCAUCGACCUGGACCAACCGGACGCGGCCAACCAAAUCGGCCAUGCAUGUAGAACUUGGGGUGCCUUCCAGAUCGCAAACCACGGCGUGCCUUUGGGACUUCUCCAAGACAUUGAGUUUCUCACCGGUAGCCUCUUCGGGCUACCUGUCCAACGCAAGCUUAAGGCGGCUCGGUCGGAGACAGGUGUCUCCGGUUAUGGCGUCGCUCGUAUCGCGUCUUUCUUCAAUAAGAAAAUGUGGUCCGAAGGUUUCACCAUCACUGGUUCCCCUCUCAACGAUUUCCGUAAACUAUGGCCCCAACUUCACCUCAACUACUGCGACAUCGUUGAAGAGUACGAGGAACAAAUGAAAAAGUUGGCAUCGAAAUUGAUGUGGUUAGCACUAAAAUCACUUGGGGUCAGCGAAGAGGACGUUGAAUGGGCCAGUCUCAAUUCAGAUUUAAACUGGGCCCAAGCUGCUCUCCAGCUAAAUCACUACCCGGUUUGUCCUGAACCGGACCGAGCUAUGGGUCUAGCAGCUCAUACCGACUCCACCCUCCUAACCAUUCUGUACCAGAACAAUACCGCCGGUCUACAAGUAUCUCGCGAUGAUCUUGGUUGGGUCACCGUGCCACCGGUUCCUGGCUCGCUCGUGGUCAACGUUGGUGACCUCUUCCACAUCUUAUCCAACGGAUUGUUUAAAAGCGUGCUGCACCGCGCUAGGGUUAACCAAACCAGAGCCCGGUUAUCUGUAGCAUUCCUUUGGGGUCCACAAUCUGAUAUCAAGAUAUCACCUGUACCGAAGCUGGUUAGUCCGGUUGAAUUGCCUCUAUACCGAUCGGUCACAUGGACAGAGUAUCUUCGAACGAAAGCAACUCACUUCAAUAAAGCUCUUUCAAUGAUUAGAAAUCACAGAGAGGAAUGAUUAAUCAUGAGAUAAUAAUAUUUGUGAUCCGCUAGUUAGUUUGAUUAAUAAAUUGUUGUUAAUUAU